AUGGGCGGCGAGCAUUGGUUCCUCGGCGGCUAUUACAACAAUCAACUCAUCGCGAAACUCGACCUUGACGAGUGCAGCAUAUACCGUCAGCAACAGCAACUGUCGAUCCCCCAUACUGAUGGAUUUUCCGGAUCCUGCGCUGUCUACAACGAUGCCGCUCAUUUGUGCUUCGAUGAUCGGUACAAAGCAGUUGGCCCGAAGAAAUGUCAAACUUUCGAUGGAGAGAAUGAAUCUGUUCUUCCAGUCGAGUCGAAUGCCGGACAUGUUUCUGCCGCGAUGGCGAUUUAUCAGGAGAAAAUGUGGGUUGUUGGAGGAUGCGAAAGCGAGGACCUCUCGACUUGUCACAAUUCAGUGGAGUUUUUCGAUGGAAAUGCUUGGACUCAAAGUGCUCGGUUUCCAGAAGCUAUGAUUCUUGCACACAUUGUUUUGGCAGAUGAAAACGGUUUGUAUACAAUUGCUGGUUGGCAUGUUUCUCAGCGAGAUGUUUAUAUGUUCAAAAAUACGGAGUGGAAAUUUCUCGGAAAGAUGUCAGAGUCAACUGCAAAUUCGAAAUACUUUACUUCUGGUAUCAUCGCACCGGGGAGCUUCGCAUAUGCAGGAGAAAACUCGAUCGAGAAAAUUUAUUUGAAUGAAGAAAAUUUUUCAUCAACUGACAUUGGAAAACCAGAGGAUGGAAACGACAUGCAGCUGGAAUAUGCAACGAUGAUUCUUGUGCAUGGCCCUGUUUGUUCAUCUUAA
Messenger RNA from Oikopleura dioica, 738 nucleotides. The record is from the annotation of a GenBank genome assembly. Lineage: Eukaryota; Metazoa; Chordata; Appendicularia; Copelata; Oikopleuridae.